This is a messenger RNA of Panicum virgatum (switchgrass), 543 nucleotides long. RefSeq lists its product as uncharacterized. Bases 1 to 543 code for a protein of 180 amino acids. The record is from RefSeq and is a predicted model, not a curated record. Lineage: Eukaryota; Viridiplantae; Streptophyta; Magnoliopsida; Poales; Poaceae. The transcript has a single exon.
AUGGGAGACGACAACACCUCCCUGCAAACUACCUUGGAGACGCUAGCCACCUCCCUCAAGUCUCUGCAGGCCUCUGUCGAGGCUAACUUGCUGGCGAUCCAGUGCCUGCACGAGGCGCAGUUGCCGCCAUCUUCUUCCUCGUCCGGCAACAGGUUCGCCUCUGGCGAGCAUCAUCAAGACCGCCCACCUCGGUUCCAGAAGCUGGACUUUCCCAAGUAUGAUGGCAAGACGGACCCCCUCAUCUUCAUCAACAGAUGUGAGUCUUUCUUCCGUCAGCAACGCAUCGCCCCGGAGGAGCAGGUAUGGAUGGCGUCCUACAACAUGGACGACGUCGCCCUGCUCUGGUUCAUGCAGAUUCAACAGGAGGAGGGUACCCCCUCAUGGCGCCGCUUCACCGAACUCCUCAACCUCCGGUUCGGGCCACCGCUGCGAUCCAACCCCCUCGGCAAGUUGGUGGCCUGCAAGCGGACGAGCACAAUCAUCGACUACCAGGGCCGGUUCGAGGCACUACUUCCCCGCGCUGGCCAUCUCUCUGAGGCCUAG